Messenger RNA from Dipodomys spectabilis (banner-tailed kangaroo rat), 860 nucleotides. RefSeq names its product ER membrane protein complex subunit 5-like. Lineage: Eukaryota; Metazoa; Chordata; Mammalia; Rodentia; Heteromyidae. The transcript has 2 exons. The coding region runs from base 295 to 690 and encodes 131 amino acids. The record is from RefSeq and is a predicted model, not a curated record. Gene Ontology annotation, cellular component: Golgi apparatus; EMC complex; early endosome.
CGUGCCUCUGUUUCCUCGGACAGAGAGGUCCAAAGGCCUCCCGCCAGCCACACGAGCCUCCCCUCUACACCUCUACACCUGCCGUCUACACCUGGGCAGCCCAGGCUGGCCUUAAACUCCCGAUCGUCCUCUGCUUCCUGAGGGCUGUGGUUACAGGCACCUGCUACCACACCGGACGCAAGAAUCGUCUCAGGAAUUAUUAGCAGCAGCUUGCGAGAAACGUCCACGGGUGGAAGAGGGAAGAGCCCUGCCACCUUCUCUGGUGCGGGGUGCGGGGGCCGCUCCUUCCCCGGCAUGGCGCCCACACUGUGGAAGGGACUGGUGGGCCUGGGCCUCUUCGUCCUGGCCCAUGCUGCCUUCUCCGCUGCACAGCAUCGUUCCUAUACGCGCCUCACAGAAAAGGAAGACGAGUCCCUGCCGACAGACACUGUUUUUCAGACACUUCUGGCCUUUGCAGUUACCUGUUACGGCAUAGUUCACAUUGCAGGGGAGUUUAAAGACAUGGAUGCCACUUCAGAGCUGAAGAAGAAGACAUUCGACACCUUGAGAAACCACCCAUCUUUUUAUGUGUUCAAUCACCGCGGUCGAGUGCUGUUCCGGCCUUCCGAUGCUACGCAGUCCUCACCCCAGGACGCGCUGGCCUCCAACACGUCAUUGAAGCCAAGAAAAUUCGAAUCACUGCGCCCUUAAGGUUUUUACAAACAAAGAAGCAGGACACAUAGGUGAAGAGUGGAGUUUGGGGUAAAAGGUACACACAAGCACAUGCAUACACACACAAGUAUUUAUAUUUCAGAUAUAGUUUUUUUUAAUCUAAUGGUCUUUGUACAUUGUUAAAUCAUUACUGGAAUGUAAGUUGUCUA